This is a messenger RNA of Emiliania huxleyi CCMP1516, 576 nucleotides long. RefSeq lists its product as hypothetical. The record is from RefSeq and is a predicted model, not a curated record. The transcript is spliced from 3 exons. The coding region runs from base 1 to 576 and encodes 191 amino acids. Lineage: Eukaryota; Haptophyta; Isochrysidales; Noelaerhabdaceae.
AUGCUUGGCGUGACCACGCCGCCGAAAGCAGCCGAGCGGCUUCCCUCGCCCCACACACGCCCGCCUCUGAAGGGUCCGCUGGCGUCGAAGCGCGAGCUCACCGUCUCUAUCCCAGCCGACGAGCUGGAAUGUGGGUCUGCAGCGACGAUUCACGUCGCCGUGGCGGGAAGAAUCCUAAAGGGGGAGGACAAGCACGCUGUGCUCAGAGCAACUGUGGGGGGCGAGCGCCUCCUUCUCUGCCUCGUUGCCGAUGGGCACGGCGGCAACGCCGCCUCGACGCACGCCGCGGCAUACCUGCUUCGCUCGCUGCGGCCGCGCUACGUUCAGUGCACGCUUUCCCACCAGUGGCUGUUCCGGGCCAUCUAUCAGCUCACCGUCAUUGCGGGCCUCGCGAUCUUUGUCCUGCUGAUCCUCGCGCGCGUCAAGCACCGCAGCGCCCGCGGCAUUCCUGGCAACCCGUGCUGCGACUGCUGCUGCACUCGCUUCUGCAUCAGCCACUGCUGCAGCGGGAAGGAAUGGGCGGAGGAGGCAUCGCCAGCAGCCGUCAACGGAGCGCCGGGCUCCACCCUCGUGUGA